GUCCCGACGCGAAUCACCCACCACCUAUUUUUCUCAUAUCGAGAGAUUAUUGUCCAACCCGGGCGAAAGCGAAGCGUUUAGGUUGGGAGGGGUUGGGGCCGGGGGGUGUUGGGUUAAAUAUAAAUGCACGAAUACGUCGAAAAAAGCAAAGAUUAUUAUUGUUCGAUGAUUAUAAUGAGAUUUUAUUUUGAUUUCAUAUGGAAUUGGAGAGACUGAUAUAGUUUUGAUUAAUUAUUGUGAUAUUAAUUCGUGUGACAACAACAACGAUUUUAUAAGAUGUGUUACGAGUUUUUAUUAAAUGAAAGGAAGAUCAAUCAUCUAAGACACACACACAAGGGGAUAAAAAAGGCAUGGUUCCUGCCAGAAAUAUUUUAGUAGGGUGGAGACGCGUGGGCGAAAGAAAAGAAGGACGAGACGGAAGGCUAACAAACUCAAACGAAAAUACAAAUACAUAUAUACAACACGCAUUGUACGUAAAGAUAAAAAAUACAGGGACACAUUGUCUCAAAGGAAUGACAAUGUCAGGGAUCGCUACGGAGUCGUUAGCUAGCACAAUUGCCGAUGAAUUGACGACCACCCUUAUACCAACAGUGACCAGAAUCGAUACAAGACUGGACAUCAGUCCAAUCUCGGUUGUACUAGCAGUCUCAAUAGUUUGCAUCCUAUCACCGAUAACCGUAACAGGAAACUCGAUCAUUUUAGCAGCCUUCUAUAGAUACAAGAGACUUAGAACAGCCUCCAACUGUCUUCUCGUAUCAUUGGCCAUCAGUGAUUUUGGGGUCGGAGUAUUCAUGCCGUUUGGUAUGCAGUUAGAACUUUCUGGCCUGCCAGAAAAUGGUACAUCGACACUUUGCAUCAUUCCGUAUUGCAUCGUGAUCGCACUUUGUAGUGUAAGCGUGCUGGUUACUGUGGCAAUAGCUGUUGAUCGUUUGACAUCAUUAGCACAACCAUUGAGAUACAAGAACAUCAUCACUCACAGCAACAUCGAAAAGUUUAUCGCAAUAUUUUGGAUUUAUGCAAUCUGCGUUGGACUAUCACCGUUGAUCUACACACAAAUCAUGGGACUUACUCAAACCCAUAGCGGAGGUUGUAGAUUCAGAGCAGCUGUUUUGCCACCUGUAAGGAUUUUCCUGGUUAUAGUUGUUUGGGCUCCAAGUGCCCUUGUACUUCUGGGUUGCUAUAUGUACGUCUACUUGGUAGCACGCGCUCAUGCACGUGCCAUUUACACGGUAGAAUUAUCAUUCCGACAUCAAACGCAAACUUUACCUCUACCACGAUAUGGCCAAAUCUUGGCUGUAACCGUUGGAACUUUUUUCCUCCUUUGGCUUCCAUUUCAAAUGUGCAUGCUGCUCGAUAUCUUCUACGAGACGAAUUUCCUUUCGGAAUGGACGGUUAUAUGGUUUGGUUUGCUAAUUCUCGCACAUAGCGGUGCAAAUCCCUGGAUUUAUGCCUUUCAUCACGGUGAGAUGCGAAUAGCGGCAGGAAAAAUAGCUGAGGAUUUAGUCGCUUUGUUCGGUGUUACACCCAGUCGAUAUGGCGGAUGUUCACCCGCUCGACGUGUCUCGAAUGCAAAUCUUGAAUUGGCCGAGGUGAACAACAUCAACGACAUUAGAAGACAACACGUCGAAAAUUGUUUCGCAGCUAAACCGCAUAUUAACAACACACUUUAUUCGAGCAAACGUUGUUUGGAAAUGUCGGGAAGACAUUCAGAUAUUUCACCGGAAAGAGAUGAAACCGACCUAAGUUCAUCUUCGAAAUGUUAUCCCAAUGAAAUUGUCGAGGAGGGUAUUGAAGAUUUAAAAAAAAUGUUGGAUCCGAAAUAUAUCAUCGAUCGGAAUCACGUUAUCGAUUCUAAUCAUAACAUCGAUAAGAUUAAAAAUCUCAAAUACCUGUUAGAUCCAACGUUUGGUAAAAUAAGACAUUUGAGACGUCUCAAUCGUAAAAAACUGUUGAGUAAAAAUUUUUCAAAAAAAUGGUCCGAACCAAAAUUCAUAUCCUAUCAAAAUCUUAAUUCCGAUUGUAGCAGUAAUAGAAAAUUCUUUCGGUCUAGUGCAAUGUCAGAUCCGUUAUUGAACGCGAACAAUCCGGUUGCCGAUUGUCAAUCAAAGCACUUUGACAGGACGCUCGAUGUCAAUGAAAGGACUGCAACGAUGAAGGAUAUGGAUAUGGAUAAACAUGGAAAUUCUAAUCUAUCAUCGAUGUCCUAUCCGAAUAUAAAGACAGCCAGUGGUAUUACAUCGGAAGUUAACUUGAGAAUAUUCCCUGCUAAUAGGAACAAGUCGGAGGUAGCUCACAGAUAUUCUGUUCAGAAUUUAAAUGAGAACAAAUUGGAUGGACGUAACGUCGACCAAAAUCGAUCGAAACAUCAACAAACGGAAAGCCAAACGAGAAAAAACUUUUAUCCGCGAAUUCGAACUCGACCACGAUUCGGUCUCAUCGAUAACGUAGACAUAAGUAUUCACAACAGUUACUCGUCCCUACCAACAACUGAUAAUUUGGUUAAACGUAGUUUGUUAGGAAGUCCCAAUUGUAAAUUAUCUUCGAACAGUAUCAACGUUAACGGCAACAAACAGCCAACGUUAAUUUGUUUCGAGCCAAAAUACGUCGUCCACACAGCACCGUCCACUUUAUCGUCGAGCAUAUCAAAGAACAUACGACAUGAGACAGAAUUAUCAGCAUCCUAUCGAUUAUCUCAACCUCGAAUAAACAUAGAACUAAAACACUCCGAGUCGGUCAACCGAAUUGAGCGAAAAAUCGAUAAAGCAUUUUCGCGGUAUCCAAAUGUUAUAGAAGGAUUAACGAUUCCUAUAAUACACUCGGAACCACCGAGUCCUUUGGAAUCAGUUCCUUUAUCCUCUUUGCAAGAGGAGGAUUCGAAGAAUUUAAAUCAUUUCGAAAGCUCACCGAGAAAUAACAUCGAACUCGAAUCGAAUCAUAGAAAAAGUCCAAUACGACAUUCGGAUCCCACGUUACCGUCUAUAUUAUUGAACAUAGAAGACUUCAGCGAACCCUCCGAAUCAAUUAAUCUUCCAAACAAAGAAAUGUCAACGAUAGAACCGAAAGAACCGAUACAAUUGUUCGAAGCGUUAUUACGAAAUUUAGAAAAAUCCCGAGAUAAUAAAUUAGCCGAGCCAAUAUUCGGUGAACACGAUUCGACGAGAUUCAACUCGAGACGACCGUCCGAUUCUAAAUGGUCGGAAUCGUCGAAAAGUCAAGAAAUUUUAACAUCCGCAAACGAACACCAAGCCUUUCCUUCCUCUUACUCGGUUAACGACUUUCAAACUUGCAACAGUGGUAGCGAUUUGAACGACCUGACAUCUUUAGACCCGUUUAUAUGUCCGGAACCAUUGACCUCGUCUUUACGGGAAUCUUUUUUCGAUGCACCUUCGGUACCUGACUCAGAUAUUUUCACGUCUUUCGAGGAAAACGACUUGGCAGAUUUUUCACCGGAAAUUAAUCCAACCCAAACCGAUUUACCUCCAGUCUACAAUUCCGUUUCCGCAAUUAAUUUAAAGAGUUCUUCGAUCCUGAACGAACAAAGCAAAUCAACCGAGUCCGUAUUUCGUAACAAUUAUACUGAAAACAAUGGCACGAAUUUAAUAUCGGAACUAUCACCAUUGGUUCAUCCUGUCAAAAUUCGAAUGCGACCUUACAAGGACCCGAAAAACCUUAUUCGUUUGGCACCAUUAGCUGUACCAACUCCUACCGAUAUUUCAACACCAACUUUUGACCUUAUCAUGGAAAAUAAAACUGACGGGGCAGUGCUGGUUUAAGCCUAAAUCAUUAAAAUCAUGGCUAUAACUCAUACUUUGUACUUUUACGAAUGUAUGUAUGUAUGUGGAUUGGAAUACAUCCAUUUCAAAGAAAAUAGGCAUUCGUAAGCAAGUUAAACUAAGGGCCUUGGAUAACUCAAAGAUUAGAGCAAUUGUCCGAAAAGCUCGAGUCCCAACGGCCCAAUUAUUUUCACGAAUCCUACAUGUAUGUACACGUAUUUUGACCAAAGAGAAUAAAUAAAAAUGGUAAUGUAAUUAAAUUAGAGAGAUGGAUACUGUGAUAUAGUAGGAUUUGAGUUUGUAGUCAAACUCUUAGAGGUUUUUGCGUGGAUGAUAAAAAUCGGAGGAUUAACAAGAUAUCAAAGAAACUAUCGGAUAACUCGAUUAAAUUGCGUCUCGGAUUAACAAUAAACUAUGAAAUUUUCUUCAACUUUAAACAAAUAAUAUAGAAACGAGGAAAAGUAGAAUUACCUCUAAUUGGAUAAUAAAUACACGUAUUAAUAUUAUUAUUAUUAUUAUAAGUAGUAAGAAAUAUUAUGACAUAAGGAUAGCUUUGUUAAGUAUAGCACAAUUACCGUGCCAAGCGAGUGAAAGAAGAGGUGUAUCUCAUUUUAACUCUGUACUUGAUUACUAUGGUAAUUACCGUUUGUGUACCUGAACGAAAUCGAUAAAGAUUCGACAAAAAAAAAAACAGAAAGAAAAGGUUUAAUGACGCGGAAAACAUUUGUAAGUAAGAUAUUAAUAAAUGAAAAUAAAAAAGAAACCAUAGCGACGUACGAAAGUGUUUUAGUAAUAGAAUUCAAAUAACGAAAAUAAAAAAUUUUAAAAAAAGAACGUUAAACACCGACGAAUGAAAAUUAGAUAUUAAACUAUCCAAAGUUACGAGUAUAUUAAUUGUCGUUUCGAAACAAAAAUUAUUUUAACGAUAAUUAACAAUACUUUUAACGACAAAGUGUCCGCGCUUUUCUUUCGAACGGGCUAAUUGAAAUUUACGUUCUGUUAUAAAUAGAUAGAAUUAUUCAUUAAUUAAUAUGAAAUAAAAAUAAUACCAAAAGUUUAGACUUCCGACGAAAUCAAUGGGAACAUUCUUUAAAAACGAUGGAAGAAAUGCAAUGUACCUUAAACACACGUAGACGAACAAUAUUAGAACUAGCAAGGGAUCCAAGGACCAAACAAUUAAAUAUAUAUACAUACACACAUAUAUAUUAUUAUAUAUUUUUAAAUAAUACUUAUAUUAUAUUUUCAUUCAUUGCGAAUCUUUACGAUACGGCUUCAAAUAUUCUAAUCAAAAAUCUUCAUAAUCCGUUUGUUUUGUAUGCAUUAGCAUACUUAAAAAGAGUGACUCGGUGUUACUGCAAAUUUACUCAAGCUUAAUUCUCUAUUAAAAAAUAAAUUACGAAGAUUAACAAGUUACUAUCUUCUUCUAUUCCAUUUUAAAUUUGAGUCGAAAAUUAAAUUUCAUAAAAUACGAUAUGCAUCCGAGUUAUGUCUUUGCGGAUGAUAUAAAGAAACUUCGAAAGGUAAAAGAAAUAAAAAAAUAAACUACAAAUUUUCUCUUAAGACGUAAUAACUAACUGCUGUGUUGCUUAAGGUACUUGUAAUUCAGUACUUAUAUACAAGUAUAGGUACUCAAUAAAACUUUCCGAAGAGACAAGUGUAGGUACUUCAUUUUGCAUAGACACCUACAUUAUUAAAAUCCCUCGAGUACUUUUAUCUUAACGAAUAAAUUCAUUCCUCCAUUACAAUAUUGGAAUUUUUGUUCUUAAAAAUCCCCAUUUAAUUAAUUAUUUUUCUCUGAACAAUGACACCAACCGAAUACACGAUAAAGAAACUUUGAUCUAUCGCCUACGUCUUCCAUCAAAUGUUAUUCAAUAUAUUAUAAUAAUAAGUUACUUCGAGUAAUAUUAUUCUGAAAAUGGAAAUGAUUAUUAACAAAAGUAUUGUAAUAAAAUAUCUACAUUGUAGUACUGGUAACAGUAAAUACUACUCGAGAAUCAUUUCCACAGAUCAUGUACCUAACUAUGUCUUACCUAUACAUGUAUAUGUUAGAUAUAGAACUCCUAAGUAUUAUCGACACAAGUACUAUACUUUAUAAAGCAGUUUGAUACACUAUUAUUUCAAUAUUCAAGCAUCGAAUGAUUCGAGAAAAAUUAUCGCUUUCUGAUCAUUUCAAUUAUAUUAUAUAUUCAAAGUUUUCUAUGGAAAGUAUUACUUCUAAUUAAAUAAAUCUCAAAAAUAGAAUUUUAUCUAACUGCUUUCGUUCUUAAAAAAAUAAAUUGACUGCGCCAAAUUUACGAGAGAAAUUUCGACGAUAUUUAAUUCGAUUAAUGAUGAUCAUGUAAGCUAAGAUUUAAUUGAAUUAAAUAUUAAUCAACAUUGGAAUUUACAAAUUUGAGAAACAAAAUAAAUAUAUGAAUACAAAUACAGGAAUUAUAUGUGAACCCAUCCACAUACAGACAAAUAACUUCAUGAUUACGAGAUAAAAAAAAAUUUAAACGAUAGAAGUAUAUCUAACAUUAAUUUAUUACAAAA
Messenger RNA from Polistes canadensis, 6305 nucleotides. RefSeq lists its product as uncharacterized. Gene Ontology annotation, molecular function: phosphatidylcholine binding; G protein-coupled receptor activity. Gene Ontology annotation, cellular component: membrane. The transcript is spliced from 7 exons. NCBI's taxonomy places the organism in Eukaryota, Metazoa, Arthropoda, Insecta, Hymenoptera, Vespidae. The record is from RefSeq and is a predicted model, not a curated record. The coding region runs from base 351 to 3773 and encodes 1140 amino acids. Gene Ontology annotation, biological process: adenylate cyclase-activating G protein-coupled receptor signaling pathway; regulation of metabolic process.